Messenger RNA from Condylostylus longicornis, 2841 nucleotides. RefSeq lists its product as uncharacterized. Gene Ontology annotation, cellular component: retromer complex; late endosome; retromer, cargo-selective complex. The record is from RefSeq and is a predicted model, not a curated record. The transcript has 11 exons. NCBI's taxonomy places the organism in Eukaryota, Metazoa, Arthropoda, Insecta, Diptera, Dolichopodidae. Bases 1 to 2841 code for a protein of 946 amino acids. Gene Ontology annotation, biological process: retrograde transport, endosome to Golgi; intracellular protein transport.
AUGUAUAAUGGAAUUGGGCUUCCAACAGCUAGGGGAUCGGGUACAAGUGGCUACAUCCAGAGAAACUUAUCUUAUUUGAAGCCAAGACGGUCUGAUUUUCCAUCAGCAACAGCAAUUGGCUCUGAGAGAUAUUUUGAUGAAGAAAAGGCACCGAAAGUCAAAAAGGCAAACGCAGAAUUACUGCAACAUGAAAAACGACGUAAAGUUGAAGUUCAACUGGUUGUUUUUUCAGACGAGUUAAAAUCGAAAGGACUGGAAGAAGAAGAAAUGGAAAAGCUCAUCAAUCUUGAACGGGAGCGAUUGCUGGGUUGCAUGGCAGAGAAAGAAAUUCAUGCAAGAAACAAACAAGACAGAGAAGUGAUUUUAGGACUUGACACCCAUCAGCUUGCCGCCCUCAAGGACUCCGAAAAUAGAAGGUUACGGGAUGCCCUUGAUCUAGACAGGAAGAAGCCGUCGUCUAAACCCCAAAAAAGUGAAUCCUUUUCAGAGAACAAAAAACGUCGUCGAAGGUCACCCUCAUCCGAACGACACAAUAGUCAUAAACAUCGUAGUAGCAGUUUACUGAGUAUCGUGUCACUAAUUUGUUUUUCAGAUAUGCACGUAUUUCAAGAAUUACAACACUUGCAUUCCUUCUUUAGCGAUCGUUCUCGUCGUCGUCGUCGUUUAGCAGAAUUGUAUGAAUCAGUUCAGCAUGCUGGAAACGUUCUUCCACGUCUUUAUCUACUAGUAUGCGUCGGUGCUGCUUGUAUACGAGAGAGAGAAAUAGCCCCGCAUGAGACUUUAGUAGAUCUCAAUGAAUUGUGCAAAGGGGUCCAACAUCCGCUCCGUGGACUCUUUCUGAGAUAUUUUCUUGUUCAAAUGGUGAAAGGCGUUCUUCCUGAUCGCGGAGACUCCGACUAUCCUGACUGGCCUGGUGGCUCCGAGGAAAAUCCUUCUUCUACAGAUACAUCUUUCGAGUUUCUCUUCAAUAAUUGUGUGGAAGCCACGAAAUUAUGGACGCGUGUUCAAUUUCAGCCUCUUAUCGGCGACAAAACGAAGAAGGAAAAUGACCGUCAUUCUUUAAGAGUUUUAGUUGGAGCAAAUCUUGUCUGCAUGGCGCAACUUGAUGGAGUGACUGUCAAUUUCUAUCAGACAUUAGCAUUGCCGAAACUCUUAACUCAUAUCAAUGGAUUGAGAGAUGUCAUGGCACAACAGUAUCUAUUAGAAUGUGUCGUACAAGUGUUUAGCGAUGAAUGUCAUCUGGCGACUCUCAAGGAAUUGAUGGAUGGAAUCAAUGCAGCGAAUUCCUCAGUUGACAUUAAAGUCAUUUUCAGCAAUCUCUUCAGCCGGCUUAAAACCUUUUUAACCUCCGACUCAUUUGGGAAUGAAGAGGAACCGGCUUUAGAGAAAGCUGCAGCGAUUGAAGACAGUCCAAUCAAGAAUGAACAAUUCUCGACCCUCCCGGAACCUUCAGCAGAGUCUCCGUCUGAGGCAGUCCCAGAUCUCCCAGAUGUCCCAAAUGUCCCAGAUGUAUCAAAUGUCCCAGAAGUAUCAAAUGUAGAAGUCUUGAAUCUCCCAUCAUCUCCUCUCUCACGACCCGAUGAAGGAUCCCAAGUUCUUCUCGAGGAAUCCCAGGAUUCUUCAAUUCCUUUUGCUCAACUUCCAAGUUCUCGAAAUUCACGUCCAACUUCUCCAGAUUUUAAACGCGUUAGUGCUGCUUUAUCAGCAUUUACCACAAUUCGUGAAGGUCUGAUGGACUUGAUUCAAAAGGCUUACGAUGAAGAUUUUCGAUCUCCGCCUCCCAAAACUCCAACAAAGCCUGGCAUUGCACGCGAUAUGGUUGCUGCUCUUCUGAAAUCGGAUGAGGAAAUUAGUGACCCUUCCGUGUGUGAUAAACUCUAUUCUCUGCUCCAUCUCGUUAUCGCUUCUCCUAAACCGAAUUCUUCUGCUGAGGCUAAAGAAUGGGUGAACGAGGUGGAAAACACUGCUGCGUUAUGCCAUUUGAUCAAAGAUGACGAUACGGAUCUUCAUUUUUCGAUGUUGCUUUCGGCGAAACAAUCACUUCUCUCUGGCCAUCCAGACACCAUCCACUACACCAUUCCUGCUGUCGUCACAUGCUUAUUGAGCUUGAUUCCUCGUAUUCAAACUCGAUCAGACGGUGCUUCGGAACCUCAAUCGGGUCCUCCUUCACCACAAGCCGCGACACAACACCCUUCCCCACAAAUUUCUCCUCGUAUUGAUCACUCCCAAUCAGCACCACAGUCUAGCGUUGCAACUCCAACACUCCCGAGUGUUUCAGUUAGAAGAGUCUUACAGCAAGUUCAUGGGACUUGUGUGGAUUUAAUCGAGAGCAAUCCUGACCUGGCUUUCCGAUUGCUGCUAUUAGCGGCAGAGGCGACUGCCCAGGCCAAUCAAUCGGCAUCAGAAGACUAUAGAGUCAUUUGUAAUGAAGAGUCACGGUGCGAGAUUUUGCGAGUACUUGAGUGUCUUCAGCGUUGUCUUAAACUCGCUACGGACGCUGUUCAAUUCAAUGUCUUGGACGUGACGUUGUUCGUUGACAUCUUCGAAAAGUAUCUAUUUUACUUUGAAGGUGGUCCCGAUGUCGGUGGAAUCCCUCCCGAAUCGCUCACAAGUCUUUUAGCUUUGUGUAGUGAACAGCUUGCGUUUGCGGAGUCAUCUUCUGCUGCUUCAAGUGAAUCAACACGUGAAACGAUUCUUGCAUCUCAAAGACAUUUAGCAAAUACUGUUGAUUAUAUUCGAACUUGUCGAGAUUCGGACGUCAAUUCAAAAUUUCAUCGUAAGAUUUUAUACAAGAUUAAAUACUUCAUCAAAAUCUUGCAAGACCCUUUUGUUCUUCCAUGA